AUGUCUGACACUCUCUGUCUCUAUCAACCCCGACCGCAAAAAUCGACGAAGGCUUCAGUCGUGGCCUCUCGGGGCCCGGGGAAGGAGCCACGGCUGGCAGAGACCCUAAAAUGGCCUCGUCUUCCUACUAUUAAGGAAGACCAUUCCGUCUGCCCAAAGGUAGACAAAAGCAUUUACGAAUCCAUUGGAUCAAUGGCGAAUUGCUUUCAAAACACGUCAUCUUGUUGUACGUGGCUUUCUGUACUAUCGAGACCGUAA
Messenger RNA from Caenorhabditis remanei, 258 nucleotides. RefSeq lists its product as uncharacterized. The record is from RefSeq and is a predicted model, not a curated record. The coding region runs from base 1 to 258 and encodes 85 amino acids. NCBI's taxonomy places the organism in Eukaryota, Metazoa, Nematoda, Chromadorea, Rhabditida, Rhabditidae. The transcript has 2 exons.